AUGGAAAUGGAAGAUCACCAUCACCACCACCACCAUCAGCAUCAGCAUCAACAUCAACACCACUUUGGCGUGAACGAUCUCAGGCAAGUCGUGAAUGGGCCGAGGCUCCCCCACAGCAGCUUCCCCUCCAUGCCGCCACACCCAACGGUGGAGCUUUUCCCCGGCCACCGGAAUCUCACACCCUUGCCCGGUUCCCAACAGCAGCAACAACACUACGAGGUUAUGAUGUUCGGUCGUGACAUAAUGCCACCUGGCCUUCACGACUUCGCUUCCACGCCCCAUGAUUCUGCUGCUGCAGCACCCACCAUCACUGUACCCACUCCACCUACCUUUGAUGCCGAGGGUGCAGGUUGCAUCGGUGGAGACCCUUCCACUGGAAGAUGGCCCAGACAAGAGACCCUCAGUCUCCUUGAGAUCAGAUCUCGCUUGGACUCUAAAUUCAAAGAGGCUAAUCACAAAGGACCCUUAUGGGAUGAAGUCUCUAGGUACAAUAUCCACUAUAUUUAA
Molecule: messenger RNA, 507 nt
Organism: Sphenostylis stenocarpa
Lineage: Eukaryota; Viridiplantae; Streptophyta; Magnoliopsida; Fabales; Fabaceae
Source: the annotation of a GenBank genome assembly